Molecule: messenger RNA, 7323 nt
Organism: Anthonomus grandis grandis
Lineage: Eukaryota; Metazoa; Arthropoda; Insecta; Coleoptera; Curculionidae
Exons: 11
Coding region: 262-3339 (1025 amino acids)
Molecular function (GO): protein binding
Source: RefSeq, a predicted model, not a curated record
UCAUUUUUUGACACUGACAGAAAGCGAGUUGUUUAGUGUGAAAAUUUAAAAUCAAUUUGUUUUGCUCGAUCUCCGUAGGUGUAUAAGGAUAAUUCAAUGAAAUUUAACAAUGUAGCCUGAAUACAAUAUAAAAAAUGUUGUGGUAUACCGGUACGCGGUAUCUUGUUUCGUGUUAAUAAUGUAAUUAAACUCCUGCUGUGGUCAUGUAAUUUUUUUCAAAAUAUAGUGCAAGUGGCUUAAUAUCAGAAUAACUAUUGCAAAAUGAAUAGAAAAUACGUGAAUAGUGACAUGGACUCCGGUUUGGGAAGUGACGAGGACCGUAGAGGCUCACGAACCAAAGAAGAGAAACAACUGCAUAAUCAACAACUCCUCAGUGGAUGCUUCAUUGAUGCUGCAUCCCUUUCAGACGAAGCAGAAAUGGUAGACCAGCGGAGAAACGAUGAAAGGCGUCAAGGUGCUUUGGUAUUCCAGUCCUCUAUACCUCAGUUUUCAAUGCUCCAAAUGUCUGACUCAACAGAAAGAACAGUUGAGUUUCCUUCUAGUAGUUGUGCGGGAAUCUUUCCAGACACUUCAACCCCUUUUAAUUCAAUAGUGCAGCUAAACAACACAGAGGAACAAGAACAAGCAAGAAAUAAGUCCCCUUUAGGGUUUUAUGUGGAUUUAAGUCAAGUGCUGGAUACUCCUAAAACACCACCUUCAGCCACCACCAAAAAAAACAUUUUUUCAAUGGUGAUUGAUUUUGAAGGACCCAAGAAAGAUAAACCAGUUAAACUAAGCUCUUCAUUUGUCUCUCACAAGAAAUCAAAGCCAAAACCGAACCUUUUAAGCAAGUGUAAUGGUAGUGGUAGUCUCUCUUCAAGUGUCAGCUCAGUAAAUUCAAUGUGUAUGGCCAGCACAAGUAGGCAAAGUGAGGAGCAAGACCCAAGACCUAAUAUCUCAAGCAUAACAGUCCUCAGUGCCUCUCUAGUUAAAAAUCUCUCUAUAUCCUCUAAAUCAUCAAGUGAUGAAUCAAGUGAUAGAAAUGUUAUUGAAAAAAGUGAAGAUGAACCUCUUGGAGAGUCACUUUUAUUACAAGACUGUGAGGAUGAAGGAUGUGUGUCUACAAAUGAAUUAAAUAUUAAAACUGCAGAUGAAAAUAAUUUUAAGGACAAUGUUAGAUAUGAAACCACGGAAAAGAGUCAUAGUCAAGAAGGUGACAGAGGCCAAGUGCAUGUAGAUGAUUCAAAGUGCGAGGAGCAAAUUCAGGCUGGUCCCCAUUUCGUGAAACUCUCGGACCUAGAAUGCCAGAAACCAAAAGUGGACAUCAAUUUCACCCCCCGGAUGAGCCGCUCUAUUCCGGAGAGCCACUGGGUGGAAAGUCCGUUUCUUAUGUCAAGAUCUGCCUGCUACAGAAGCGCUCCACAUCCUAUAGAACCAGAACCAUCUAUUCCAGAGAUUAAUUCGGAUAGCGACAGUGUUGUUACUAACUCGUGUCAACCGAAAAAAGCAGUACGCAGACUCGGCACUGACUUAUUACGCAUGUUUUUGGAAGAAAUUGGUCCGGACGUGGUCGUGGAGGUGGAUGGUCAUAAACUGAAAGCACACAAAUGCAUUUUAGCUUCGAGGUGCCAAUAUUUUGCUGCCUUACUCAGUGGAAACUGGCUGGAAAAGUCUGGAAAUGUUAUUUCUUUACAGGGCUUCUCGUAUGAAUCAGUAUACUUCUCCCUUUGCCACAUCUAUAGCGGAGCCGCCCAUGUCCCAGACUCCAUCAGUCUGGUGGAACUGGCAUCUUUAUCUGACAUGUUAGGUCUCGAAGGUCUUAAAGAAGUAGUUGAGCAUGCCCUAAAACAACGUCAUUGUCACAAUUUUCAUAAACCGUGUGCAGGUUGUUGUACUGGUGUACUAGAAGUUCUUCCUCUAUCUGCCGCUUACGGACUAGACGACUUGUACCAGAAAUGUCUACAAUGGGUCACGCAGAAUUUUGUCAAAGUGUGGCCGAGCAGGGCGUUCGCGAGCAUGCCGAGGGAACUUCGGGAGAAGUGCUACCAACAGCACGUGGUAAACAUGUCUCCUGAUAAAGUGUUGGAAACCACAGCGGCUUGUGAAAAAAUUUUGGCAACAUUACCUUCUAUGAGAUGGGCGGAGCCGGUUAGUCAAUUGGUGCUACAGCUGUCAGACGCUUGUCAUUUGUAUCACAGGCAACACUUCGCAGCAGUUCUUGGAUCGCCGUCCUUCCAUGCCUUAGACGCCGGGUUAGGUUUCGGCGUCUGCGAAGUAGAAGAUCAAAUGUUAGCAGCGGCGAAAAACUUAGGCGUUGAUCAAGCAUGCAGAAGUUACUCGCGGUGUUGCAAAAUGGUCGACGCUCAUUGGACCAGACCGUUUGCCGAUUUACUAAACAAGAUUAAAAUACAACUAGAACAAUGUUUGGUGAAUCAGGCUGACAGAUUGAUCAGGAGCAAUGCCUGGUUGAGAUUGGAUACAGUUUUAAGGAGCCGCAUUAAAGAAUUAUCUCCAUCAAUAGAACCACAAAGCCGACUUCCUCGUGCUGCACCGAUAAGGAAUAAAAAAUCUCCGGUCUUAUCGAAAAGUUCGAUUCAAACUACACUUUUGUCUUCUUCGGACUCAUCGAGGAACUCCAGUCCUGGAAUAAAUCAGGCGAGGUUACCCGGAGGAAGUCCGUCUUUAAGGAGGAGUCUUUUGUUGGCCGCCAAAGCGCCUCAGGUUCCACCCAGUCCAUCCACAAACCGUCGAAGUACAUUAACUCAGCCGACUGCGGCAAGUCAAGCGAGAUCAGCGGCGGCCGCCCAAUUACGCCAAUCCAAAAAUGCCGUGCCCAUCAUUUCAAACAGACCACCGCCUAGAACUGCUGCAAACGCCAAUAUUAGACCUUCUUCGAGUGGAAGUAUGAGGUCAUCCACUUCUACCACUACAAGCACCACAGGAAGACCGAGCUCUUCGCACUCCACUAGUAGCAAUUAUAGCCAGAGAACAUCAGUUUCAUCGAGUUCAAAACGGAGCUCCACUACUGUAUCCAGAAAUCCUAGCAUGGGGAAGAAGGACGUUUCAAGCGUAUUGAACUCUAGGAGACCCGAUAGCAGAAGUAGUUCCCCACUAAAAAGUGACAGUAGGACGAGUUCUCCAAGAAAAUUUGACAGCAGAGUGACAUCACCAAUUAAAGUGAACAUUCGAAGUUCCUCGCCAGUGAAAACGGCUGACAUAAAACCGCAAUCUCCGAGAAAACUCAGAAACAAUGAAGUUUUAAAGCCAGUUCCCAAACCAGUAGUAACACAACAGCCAGUAAUGCAAAGGUCAGGGACUUUUUUGAAAGAGGAACCGACGGUUUUGACGAAGGUAACGUAAGAACAUCCUCCCUCGUUCCUGCAGAAUUUUCUGCAUAUACCCCGUAACCUCCCUAGUCCAUCAAACAUUCCACAAGACUUUUUUUAGGUUUAGGUUUUUUAUUCGCUUAUGUUUUAGGCCUGAUUUACUUUGUAAAGCUGCGCUGCAUAAAGUGGUCAUUUAAAGAAAUUUCCUAGCUAAACAUUUUUUUUUGUUGUGAUAUACUAAAUUUAUGAUUCACUAGAAUAAAAGGAGGAUCAUUUAUAAUAGUUUAAAAUUAAGUACAUAAUAUCAAACUAGCUGUUUUACUUUAACAACUAAACUUCAGGAAAAAAGUACGUACAUUUGAAAGAAGAAUUAAUUUUAAGACAAAAAGAUGUAUUAAAUAUGGAUACUCAACGACUUAAAAAAAACACAAAUUUUACAUUAUCCCGAAAAAGAUAUUGCUAGCGGCAAUAGAACUUUUAAUAUUUAGAAGUUAUAAACAAUUUUUAUUCAUCCAUAAGUAAUUACAAAUUAUCAAUUUAAAGAGGAAAUAAAGCAUUAUUGGUAGAGAACCAAAUGCCUAUUCUUCCUAAAUAUCCUAUGAAGCAAUUUUAUCUAAUCUAAAGAUUUUGAACUAAAUAUACUACCAUAAAAUGGGGUUACUUGGGACAAAUUCACUUUAAUUUUUUCAAUAAUGUGGUAAUUUAUCAGAGUUUAUAGGGAGGAAAAGCGAUCAUCCCUUCGUAAAAAAUUUCUUUCAUAUGAACUUAAACUAUAUAGCACCAUAAAUGACUCCUAAUGUAAGAAUAUUUGUCAAAAAAUAUAUUUAUAUUUACUGUCCCAAGUAACCCCCCGCAUUGGGGUUAAAUGGGACUCUACCCGUUUUACGCCGAAAACGCAAUAAACUACUCAGUGGUUACUUGGGACAGCAGAAAUAUGAACAUAAUAGACAUACACAGACAACACAUCUUGUGUUGAAUUUUUUGCUUUUAUAAUUAUUUAGAGGAAAGAAAACCCUGAGUUGAUACGAAUUUCAUAAAUUCAUUUAUUUAUUUAUUACAAAAAUGCAUAUCUAGACACUUAAUAAUGGUAGGUACUUGUAACAUAGCUCUACGAUUUGUAUCGUAAUUAGGAAAAAGGAACUAAAAAAAUAAAUUCAAAAUCACAGCCUUUCGAUUUGUAUCGCAAGGAACAAUAGAAACUAAAAAAAUGUUCUCCAAACACAAAAAAAUAUCACAAGAACAAAAAAACUUUCUGUAAACCGAGAAAAAUGGAUCAUUAUUUGAGUUCUCCUUAUUGUAACCAAUCUGUAUUUUCUAAUUCAUUAAAUGUAUGGCGGCCUCUAGUAAUGCUCACGUUCGUUGCUUUGAGCAAUCUUACAAUUUUAUCCUCUGGGACAUGAAACUCAUCGGCUAAAUGUGGGAACACAAAAUGUUUGUUAUUUUUUGAAGAUUUUCUCAUAAAACUGCAAAAAUAUGAUUUAUGUCCGUCUUUAGUGUGGAUUGAUUUGACAAGUCUAAUAUAAUAUUUGUCGAGUUUCUUUUUUGUUCAAGCUGAAAAGGUAAAUUUGGCAAUAACAAAAUCGUCGAUUGAAAUUCCUACCUUUCUAAUUUCCUUAUCAAUGAUUUGUUUUUGUCCAUUUUGUUGGCUAUUAUUUCUUUCCUGGUUAAUCUUAUCUCGUAGUUCAACUAAUGUCAUGUUUUCCUCUAUAUCACUUUGGUCAAAAUCUUCUCGGUUUUCGUUUAUAUCCACAUUGUCAAAAUCUUCCCAAUUUUCCUCCAUAUCGACAUCGUCAAAGUCUCUCUGGCCAACUAAGGAUUCGGAAUCGUGCAAUGAAAACUGUUCGUCGUUCCCACUGCUCUCAUCUCCGCUAGAACUGCUAUUGCUAGAGCAAGCUACACUUAGUCCUGGUUGAACUUUUAAUUUCGUUUUUCGUUUAUUUUCUGGGAUUUGGUUUAUCCUUCUUUGCGAUACCAUAUCAGCAAAAGUUUCUGACCAUAAAGUGAUUGUACUACCAUCAGCACUUGGUUCUUUUCGAGGGAUACGUUUCAAUAUGCUGCUCAUCAUCAAGAGGAAAAAUGCCUGUUAUCCUAAAUCCACUUAUUAAAUUUUCCUCGAUCGUUAUGUUAAGCUUCUCUAGUGUCUCUGCUAAUAGACUGGGAAACGUAUCUUUUGGAAUACACCCUCUAUGAGACAUUUUCCAUUUAUUAAUCACUUGCCUUCAAUAAGUCUUCAAUGGUCGAAGCACAGCAACAUCUAGGGGUUGACAAAUAUGUGUACUGUUUGGUGGGAGUAACACAAAACGAAUAUUAAAUGCUUUGCAGAGGUUUAUCACAUUUAUAGAUAAAUGUGAAGCUAAGUUGUCCCCGAUUAACAUUUUUGGAACAUCCCUGUCAUAUUUUUGAAAGUAUUUUAGAGCAAUCUUGCUGAACCAAUCUUCAAAAAUCACCUCGUCAAACCAACCACUCUUCGAUCGGUUAUACCUGGUUCCUCUUGGACCUCCUUUCCGCUAAGUGUACAAAUGUUCAGCUUUGUAAGCGACAUAGCAUGGUUAGAGCUUUCCGGAUGCGGUCCCUGCAAACAUUACGGAGGUGCUGCUUUUGCCAGAGUCCAAUACUCUUUCGGGACGUUUACAGCCUCGCCUAACUAUGGCCUUCUGUUUCCCAGGGUCAUCGGUCAGAUUAGUCUCAUCAUAGUUUAUUAUUAGAUACGGUAAAUUUGAAAAUAUUUCCUUAAUACGUUUUCAUCCACUUCUGCCCUAGAUGAUUUGAUAUUUUCACAUAAUCUUGUGGAUAGCUCACCUCUGUGUUGACGCAAAAAUGAUAAAAUCCAAUCGGGCCCAGGGAAAUUUUCUUUAAAUCGUUUUUCUAUGACACCCUUAAUAUCCAGAUAUCGUUUCACCAUGCACCUUAUUUCAAAGUGAAAUAAGGGUAAUUCCCAUUCAGCUGUUGUGUGUAGUCUUCUGCCGCUUUUUUCAAAACUGUAGGUCUUCCCUAAAUUCUGCUUUGUACAUCUUCUCUGUAAAGUUGAUUUGGUUACCUUCCAUUUUUCAGAAGCUCUUCUAUAGGACAUUCCAGAUUGCACGUCUAUAUUUUUUCCUUCAGUCAUGAUAUUUUUUAGAGCCUACUUUGCGAAUAUAUUUUCUUGGCAUGUUGAUUCCUGAAAACAACCCAGAUUAAAGGUUUGUUCCAACCCAUCAAAAAACCGCCCUGAAACUGCGCAUGCGUGUGAAAACACUUUUGGGACCGUCUCGGGAGGUUUUUUGAUGGAUUGGAACAAACCUUAAAUAGUAUGGGGUAACUUGAGACACGGGCUAACAUGGGACAAUGGUUGUCCCAAGUUACCCAAAAUCAUGACCUUAUAGAAAAAUUUAGUUUAAAAACAAGGUCUAAAAGCAGGUAACAAUAUUGGCAAUAUUUAUAAAACAUACGAAACUAAAUAAAGAAAAUAAUUGGACUUACCUGUUUACCUUUCGACUACCUUUUCCAGAUAAAGUUUUAAACACUUAUUUUUGCCGUAUUUCUGACCACCACUUAUGUUUUUUUUUAUACUUCUGAAAUGUCAUCAAUUUAGAAAGAAUUAAUGUAAUUUAUUCAUUAACCUGUUGCUCUUCAACUACCGAAAACAUUAAAUUGAGGUUAUGUUUAUAUUUGCGUUGUUGCCACUAGCAAAAUUAGAACAUGAGAUGUUGCCUCCCAAAUAACCCCGACGCGACGUCCCAAAUGACCCCAUUUUACGGUAUAACAAAAUAAAAUGAAAAUAUUACUUUAAUAUACAAGUUUAAAUAUAUGUUCUCAGAAAAUUCUUUUUUGAAUACUAAAUGAAGCUUUCACUUAAAUUGUAAAUAUCAGUUUGGAAGGUGAGUCUAUUGCAAAGAUACUCUAAUAGUUUUUUUAGCUAGUUUAAAGAAGAGCAUUUAUUUUGUAAAAUAUAUUUUUUGCUAAUAUUUCACUAUCCACUAAUUUAUAAGAAAUGGAGUUAAGAUCUGACAUAAUUACAUGUAAAUAUUUUUUCAUUUCA